AUGGGCAUCUCGUUGUUCUCUCUGGCACAUCUGGCACAGCUGCCCUUGGCCUUGGCUGCUAAGACCUGGACAGUUGGGCAGACCGUAAAUACCACAAGUGGUCUGCUGCUUGGCCAUCCAUCAGAGUGGGCGCCGGACGUCUCUGAGUAUCUCGGAAUCCCCUUUGCGCAAGCACCGGUGGAUAGCCUCCGCUGGGCAGCCCCCGUACGGUACUCCAGCACGGCUUCCUUCAAUGCGUCAGACUUCGGCAACACGUGCCCACGGCUAGGCGGAAACGUCCUCAAUGCUACGAACAAGGCCUUUGCGAAUGUGACGAACGUGGGCGCCGCGAUUCUCGGCCUCCAAGGCGCGCCGAACGACACUUUCUCUGAGGACUGCCUGACGGCGAACGUCUGGACGAAGCCGCAGACAGGCGAUGCCUCGAAGCCGGUGAUUGUCUUCAUACAUGGUGGCGGGUUUAGCUCAGGAGCCUGCACGAACCCCUUCGAGUCGGGAGCAGUCUUUGCGGAUGAGCAGGAUGUUGUGUUUGUGACUUUCAACUACCGUCUCAGCAUUUUCGGCUUUCCGGGCCAUACCAACACGGACAAGGUGCCAUAUAAUCUGGGCCUCCUCGACCAGCGCCUGGCGGUCGAAUGGGUCCGCGACAAUGUCAAGGCCUUCGGCGGCGACCCUUCCCGCAUCACACUGUUUGGCUCGUCGGCCGGAGCCGCGAGUGCCGACUAUCACUCAUAUGCCCACGUCGACGAGCCCAUCGCCUCCUCGUUCAUCCCGGCCUCGGGCACAGUCACAGCCUUCGGCGCCAUAACAUCUCAGGCCGCGGCAGAGAAGUGGUUCGAGGUGAGCAAGACGCUCGGUUGCGGGGGCAGCUCGGCGGGCGUGGACGACGUGCUGGCGUGCAUGCGCGGGAAGUCGACGGGCGAGGUGAUGGCGGCGAUCCCGCCCGUGACGGGCUUCUCGGCGGUGCAGUCCUCGUUCACCGCCACGGUCGACGACACGCUCGUCUUUGCGGACUACUCGGACCGGACGCCGGCCAAGCUGCCUCUGCUCAUUGGGAGCAAUGACGCCGAGGCGGAGCUGUUCGAGGUCACGUCUGCGCUGAAGGGCAAGACGUUUGGCGGCUCAUUCUGGGCGGGCGUCACCAACGCCAUAUUUACGUGUCCCGUCGCAUUACGUGCCAAUUGGAGUCUCAACGCGGACCAGCCGACAUGGCGAUAUCGUUUCUCGGCUGCGUUCCCCAACACGCAUCUCAGCACGAACGGAUACAGCGGUGCGUGGCACGGCAGCCAGAACGUGAUCCUCUUUGGCAACUCGAGACUGUCCGGCGAUGCAGACACGACAGAAGAGAAAGACUUUGCAGCGUAUCUCAGGGGUGCGUGGGCAGCGUUCGCACGGGAUCCCCAGAGCGGACUUGUUGACUAUGGCUGGCCUAUAUAUAGCCCGGGCAAGGAUACGCUCGUGGAGCUGAGCGGUCAGGACGGGAGGAAGGCGAGCUUUGUCAAUGGGGACGAGUAUGAUUUGAACUGCACGCCCAUCGCGGUGGUGACGGGGACGCCGACUGUGAAGGCGACGCCGUCCGCCAUGGGGAGCGGUAGCGACUCAUCGACGUCGGCUUCAGGUAACGACAGCGGGAACUUGUUACCACCGUCACUUGGCGUCAUCUCUGUCUUGAUUACCAGUCUUUUUAUCAGGUAG
Messenger RNA from Phaeoacremonium minimum UCRPA7, 1692 nucleotides. RefSeq names its product putative carboxylesterase protein. Bases 1 to 1692 code for a protein of 563 amino acids. The record is from RefSeq and is a predicted model, not a curated record. Lineage: Eukaryota; Fungi; Ascomycota; Sordariomycetes; Togniniales; Togniniaceae. Gene Ontology annotation, molecular function: carboxylic ester hydrolase activity. The transcript has 5 exons.